Molecule: messenger RNA, 732 nt
Organism: Phaeoacremonium minimum UCRPA7
Lineage: Eukaryota; Fungi; Ascomycota; Sordariomycetes; Togniniales; Togniniaceae
Exons: 1
Coding region: 1-732 (243 amino acids)
Source: RefSeq, a predicted model, not a curated record
AUGUCCCAACGGUCACAGACACGCGUCCACCGCAACCACCCGAACUUCAUGUCCCCGUCUUACCAAGCUGAUAACGAUGCCGCAUUGCGGGCAUCGCUCACCACUCUGCUCUCCUGCGCCGCUGCGGCCAGGGGACUACCUAAAUCUAAGGAGGAUACCAUUGCUGGUCCUUCAUCUAACCCACUAACCGGCACUGGCGUCGGUCCCAGCUCGCAACCCAUGGAACUUCGGCUCGUCGACGAGUCCGAGCUGAUGGCAGAGCAGUCUGCGAGGGCGCAGCCGCCAACCGGCAAGACUCCCCCCAGGGUCUCGCAGCAAAGCCGGACGGCGUCCAACUCCAGCGCUCCCAGCGGCCCCGCCUCGGCGUCGUCUCGCGACGACAAGAGCAAGAGGGCCGCAGCCACGCAGUCGAAACCGGCGCGCGCCACCAAGAAGAAGAAGACGGCGGCCGCCAUCGACGGGGAGACGGCGACGUUCCUCAGCCCGACGCUGCUGUCCUGGGUCGUCAGCGCAGGCGUCGUGGUGCUCGUCUCGGUCGUCGGCUUCGGCGCCGGCUACGUGAUUGGCCGGGAAGUCGGACGGCAGGAGGCCGGGCUGGGGAUGGGCGGGGGCACGUCCGGCGCGGGUGCUAAUGCCACCUCGUGCGGCCAGGAUCUCGUCAGGGGGACACCCGGCGGCACGCUGAGGCGGUUCAGAUGGGGCACGGCGAUGGGUCGCAGUGUGGCUGCGUAG